UGUAGUUUCCUCAGUAUCCUCAGAUGGUUGCUCUGUAAUUAUAUUUGUCUGUUUCACCAAGCCAGCCAAGACUUCUAUCUGCCCCCAUACUAAUACUUUCAUACUAGGAACAAGCUUAGUCAUGGCUCAGGCAGGAAUGCGUGAACUUCUUGAAAAGGCGUUGGCAGAAGAGAAAGAUAUUAGUCCUUCAGAUCGGAUGUUUUUCCAUAAUGGAGAGAUGUAUCCUACUAUUAUUUGUUGCCCAGGAACACUGAAAAUUCUUGACACCUUUGAAGCCAGGAGUGAUGAUGUGAUUUUAGUUGGAUACCCCAAAACUGGAACUAAUUGGGUUGGUCAGAUUUUAGUUGAGUUGGAAGCUGCAUCUGGAAAAUAUGAUGAAAAAGAAAGGAAAAAGAGGAGUAUGCAGCAAAGAGAAAAGGAAUUAUCACUAUUCCCAUACCUUGAAUUUGGGGAUCCGGGAAAAUUUGAGAGGAUGAAGCAACUACCUUCCAGAAGAGUGAUAAAAACUCAUCUCGCUCCUCAAAGACUACCCAAAUCAAUUUUUCAAAAGAAGGCAAAGAUACUGGUUUUGUUUCGGAAUCCAAAGGACACAGCUGUCUCUUACUUACAUUUUUCAAACAGUAUGAAAUUGUUUCCAACCCAAAAAACCUGGGAUGAAUUCUUUUCAGACUUCAGCAGUGGAAAAGUGCCUUAUGGUCUUUAUUUCAACCAUAUUAUUGAAUGGAACAAGUAUCUGGAUGACAAAAAUGUCAUGUUUAUUACCUAUGAGGAAAUAAAAGAGAAUGCAGCUCUGGGAAUGAAAAGAAUGGUUGACUUCUUUGAUUUUUCUGUAAGUGAACAAGAGAUUCAGUCCAUUGUGGACAAAACUACUUUCAAAGCCAUGAAAGAUCGAGCUUCAGAAACCCACGGAGAAAUAGCCAAGAAUCUUUUCCGUAAAGGCAUAGUGGGUGACUGGAAGAAUAUCUUCUCAGAAGACCAAAAUGAAGAAAUGGAUAGAAAAUUUGAAGAGAGUGUAGCAAGGACAAAGCUUGGAAUGAUGUUAAAGUAUGAUGAAUACUGCAAAUGCUGAGUACAACAGUGUUAUAGAUUUCUUAUGGCAUGAUGGGUAAUAGAUUAAUUUGAAUCAAUCAGAAUCAAUUUGGUUUUUAUUUUUUAAAUUUCUGUUAUUUCUUAUGCUAAGAUUGCCUUUAGCUGUCAACAAUAAAUAAACUUAAGCCAGUUUUGGUGAUUACAUUUUGUUCUAGUACUUCACCACUUUUUACAUUGCUGAUUCACUGUAUUUUUUAAGUUAAACAAUGUUGUGAAUGUUAAUAAAGUAUUCUACUUAUACAUAGGGUCUCUCCCUCCCUCAUUUCCUCCCUCCUUCUCUCCCUCUCUCUCCCCCUCUCAUUUUAUCUCUUAUAAAAGAAAAUAUCAAACAUUGGUGGAGGAGGGAGAAGAUACACACCAAACACAUUGUUCAUCCAGGGUGUCAAAACACCCUUAGGCUGGCCCUGUGUCAGCUAGCUGCCAUAGAAGACUGUGUAUCAGUAGUCCGCCCCCCGCCCCCACCAGCCAGGCAUCUGCGCAUGUCCUGUCCUCCCCGUAUAUUGCCUUGUGUCAUGCAUUCCUGUCUGUAAACGCUAGGCAACGCUUAUCAGCAAGAUUAGCAGGUGUGUGGAGGCGCCACUUAGCUUGAAGUAUAACGAACUACAACCGUGUGAAGCUGUAAUUGUUUAUGUAUUUGGAAACGUUGAUUCUCAGGCUUUUGAGCGCGAACCCAGGAGUCUGGCCGCUCGGUGGGAACCAAAAUUAUUGGUUAUUGUCCUGUUUGAAUGCAUUACAUUAUUCCUUGCCCA
Messenger RNA from Gekko japonicus, 1838 nucleotides. Its product is annotated as sulfotransferase 6B1-like. The record is from RefSeq and is a predicted model, not a curated record. Bases 122 to 1069 code for a protein of 315 amino acids. The transcript has 7 exons. Gene Ontology annotation, molecular function: sulfotransferase activity. NCBI's taxonomy places the organism in Eukaryota, Metazoa, Chordata, Lepidosauria, Squamata, Gekkonidae. Gene Ontology annotation, biological process: sulfation. Gene Ontology annotation, cellular component: cytoplasm.